Molecule: messenger RNA, 3921 nt
Organism: Vitrella brassicaformis
Lineage: Eukaryota; Vitrellaceae
Source: the annotation of a GenBank genome assembly
GAGAGACAUCCACAUAUUCACUCGCCCAUUGUACAGACACGACCGCUGUCACCAAGUCAACUCUACAGGCACUCUCUCAUAUACCAUUCAUCCCGCUGCGUAUCUUCCCUCGGCCACCACAAGUCCACUUCACAGACAUAACGAGCUUGGACGGACCGGCUGCGCCCGUCCCGGGCUCGUUUAGUCGAUGAAGCUGACGUGUGGACAGCCAAGGGAGAAAAGCGGCAAUCGCACCCUGACACACUGUGCGACGAUAGCAGGCAGAGAGAAACCUUCUCAAAACCCAACCCACAUUCUGCCGGCCUUCAUCGUUAUGCGUCCCUUCAUGUGCUCGCUGUUGACGAACGCCGGACCACAUGGCUUGCAUGCGGCGCGCGGCGGACGUCGUCAGAAACCACACGAGGGGAGCGUAGGAGCGAAGGACCAGCAUCAGACAGCUCGAAUCAAGCCAACAACACUGCACUGGCUGCACAAGAUGCGCAUGUCACUCACAUGAUUGGCUCUGCACACAGCACAGACGCUCUGUUCUGUCACCUCACUCACAGACACACACGAAGGAACGCCCACGUGUGCGUCUCUCUCCCAGAGCUCUCUCUCUCAAGGCAGGCAGGGAGCGAAACCACAUCUUAAGAGAGCAAGUCGUUGUAGCAACACACCACCCACCCACCGAGUAGCAAGUCUGUCUACCAAUCCUCUCUUCAAUCCAUUCAUCCAUCAUUCAUGUACCCUCCCUCCCUACACCAUACAUACACACAGCCAUCCCAUCUCAUCCCAGCAAAAGGGAUGUGUGGUGUGUGGUGUUGUGAAAAAUCGACCUGCAAGUUCCCCCCCGCCCAGCUACGCCCCCCUCCCUAACCGUGACGCCCGUCCAGCAGCCGCCGAUGGCCCACUGCCUCCACCUCCGUUGGCCGCCUCACUGCCGUCGUCGUACGGUGAGCGUGGAGGUGGCAUGGGUGCACCAGGCCGGACGGGAGGUGGCGUGCCGAGCCAGGGUACGUCUGGGUGUGUGGGGGGGCCGGUGGCAGGGGGUGGGCGGGAGGGGUAGGGGGAGGGGUAGGGCAUGCCCAUGUCCUGGUAGAGGCCCUCCCUCUCAUGGGGCAUCGGAACUGCACAAACAGACAGACCAGAGGAAGCAAACAAAUGCGCACACUUCCAUCCAUCCCCGACACAAAGUGUUUGUGGGGCAGCUUACACUUGGACUGUGGGUGUCCGGCUAGCGAUACGCCCAUCCCCGUUGGAGGAGCCGUCAGCUCGGGCUCGUCCCACUGGUCGCCCCCUCCACCCAUCCCACCCAUGCCGAGGCCCGCUCCCAUGGCCGCCCCGUAUCCGCCAGAUGGUGGGUGUGCCGCGGCUGCCGCAGCCUCCUCCUGCUCGGCGUAGCUCUCGCUCACGCUCUCCAUGCCGGGGAUGCCUUUGCGGGGUCGACUGAAGGGACAGUGGGAUGGAUAGAUCAAUGAUUGCAAUGGACAGUGGGUGGGAACACACGUUGGAAAAGGUGUGAGUGUGUGCUUGUCCGUCUGGGGGUGUGUGGGUGGGGGUUUGGCCUCUCACCGUGGCACUCUUCCGACUGAUCUGCGGCUUCGCCGGCGGUCGGCACGCGCGGCUCGGGUGCCCUCCUGAUCGCACACACACAUCCACACACACAUCCACAUGUAGGGCUGGCUUCUCAAAAGGGCCAUUCAUUGUCUGGGUGUUUGUGUGUCUUACAAUGUCUAUGAUAAGUCGUGUGCUCUCAGACACGAAUGCCAAACCGUUGCCAGUCUUGCGACCUGCACCGCAACCACACACCAGCGGAAACACUUGUGUUGGAUUGUGUUGGGCUGGCGUGCGUCUUGUCACUCACUGACCGAAUGGCAGCAGCCAGAAGAUGGGAUCUGGCCCGACCACAUCCAGAAAGUUGUUCAGACAGCCGCGGUCGUAGCUAGACUGAACACACACAUUCAAUUGAUAGAGGUAGAGAGAGGAGCUCUUCGCUUGCAGAAAUGUGUGACCGCGUGUGCUGUGUUUGGUCGCUUACAGCUCUUCCCCCAUAAGCCCCUCGCUUAGUGCUCUUCUCGCAGAACUCAAUGGUCGUCAUGCCGCGGGACACCAACCUGAUGGAUGGAUAGAUGGCAGACAACACCAUGCGUCCAUGAGUGGGCGAGGGAAAUGAUAUGAGGAGCGGCGCGGCGCGCACCAGAUGUGGAAUCCGAAGAAUGCGGUGAGCAGGACGCCCAUGAAGGCGGCAAGGGUCUCGCCGAACAGCAGGAAAAACAUCUUAUGAAACACCGCCUGUGAGUGAGCGCAACAGACACGACACACGCCAUGUGAUGGAUGUGGUCAUGGAUGGCGUCUGGCGUCUGGCAUCCAAUCCAAUCCAAAAGUGUCUGUCUGUUGUCACAGUAGCUACUGUCACGGACCUCCUCGUCAAUGACGUAUUUCUUGACCGACUCGAACAUGGCCCACGAGAUGAAGUGGCACGCCAGUGUCGAAUACAGCAACAGCAAGAAGAAGUACCUGGUUGCGACACACAACACCACACACACACACACACCCAGAGCCCACCAGUGUCUCCCCGCGUGCCUCCGACCCGACCACCCCAUCCCUCCCUCCCUCUCCCUGACUGACUGACUGACUGACUUGUGGUUUCCGAAUCCGACACAGUUGUAGAUCCAGGGGCAGUGGUGGUCCAUCUUGAGGACACACGUGCGGCACACUCGGCAGUGGUGGCACCGGUCGGGCUUGAACUUGCCGCACCACUUGCAGUGACGACGCUCACCGCUCCGCUUCGUCUCCUGAGGCGGAGGUGCGUACAAACACAUCACAUCAGAAAGAGGGAGAGAUUGUGGACGGUUGGCUGGCUGAAUUGAUGAUGGAUGUGCUGUUGGUGUUCUCACAGUGGUCUCGAGCGACGCGCCCAGCUGGUCAGCGUAGCGUGAGUCGGCGGCCGGGUACUGCCACUCCUUAUCGUCAGGGAUCUUACCUGAAGGAACGAACCAACAAACCGAACGAACACGCAGACAGACAGACAGACAGACAGCCAGACAGACACACCCACCCCACCGACCCAUGCCAUCAGAGGCUCCUCUUCUGUUCGUUCAUGAGUGUGUGUAUAUGUGCUGCGAGGUGAGCGUAGGGUACCGGGGCUUGAGAUGAUAGCCCGGGCGUAGCAGAUGAACAGGAGGACCGUUAACACGUGGAACACAAACAGCUGGCUUACUCCCCUGCGCCAACAGCACAGCACAGCACAUGCCACACCCACACCGUAACAGACAGACACACAGCCAUGUGCUGUGCUGUGUUGCAAUGCAUCCUCCCUAAUCUACCUAUUGCUGCGUCCCUCACCCACCUGUAGAAAUCGUUAUCGUUUCGCUUCCUCGUGUCGAGGUCCAGCUGCAGCAGCGGGACGCAGUGAAGCUGCAACAAACACAGUUAGAACAGCCAGCCGACAAACAAGACGUCCGCAGAGACGCGUGCAUGUAGUGCAGUGCAGCGCAUCACGUGCAGUGCACGCCACCAUAUAUCCCCCUCCCCUCCCUUGUCUGCCCCUCCCUCCCCUCGUUGACAUACCAGGACAAAGAUGGAAUAGAGUGUGAGGAUGAUGAGAAGCACAAAGACAACCGGCAUCAGCUUGGCUAGCUCCAUCUCCCCCCGCCGAGGCCUCGUGCGGCCCUCAGGCACGCCGUACGCCUCCAUACCAACACAAACGACACCCCACCGCCGUGCGGAGGGCCGCAGCUACUCACAAAUGUCCAAAGGGCACGAUGGCAGCUCGGGGGAGAUCCCUCCCUCUCCUUGCGACGCCCUGUGUGUUGAAUGCUGUGCUCCGGGGGCUGUCUUCGGCGUCGAAGUGCCCGCGGAGCCGCUUGAGGGAGAAAAACGCGAAUCCCUCUCGCAGCAGCGCUCAGCAAUACCGAAUGAGGCUCGACCGCUGACGAGCAC